AUGGCCUUUCGAAGGAUAGACGUGGAUGCGUUUGACGACGACAGAGUGGAAGAGUCGGAUCUCUACGAUGCCUAUCCUUACUCGCCGCAGGAGAGCGCAAGUUUGGCUAAGCGGAAAGAGAGGGAUAUCCGUGCAUUGCUACAGAAGGGAGACUACACAAGUAGCUUGGUCACCGUGCUGAACGAGCCGCCGUACGGUCCCGAGCACGCAGAUGCAAAGACAACAUCACUCGCCUGCAUCCUGCUCAUACUGUCACAAGUCCGCUCGACAGAGAUUGCAAAGACGAUCAAGACACUCUCGCCCGAACAGCAAGACACGCUCAUGAAGUAUCUCUACAAGGGCAUGUCAGAGCCCGAGGAUAGCUCGAGCGGCGGUGCCAUGUACGGAGCAGGCGCACCGGUUGGCAACAUCAUCCCUGGCAACUCUUGCGCUGUCUUGCUCAGCUGGCAUGAAAAGCUGACAGAGAUUGCCGGCACGGGCUGCAUCGUCCGAGUCAUGUCUGAUCAUCGAAGGGUGUGA
This is a messenger RNA of Mixia osmundae IAM 14324, 519 nucleotides long. RefSeq lists its product as uncharacterized. The transcript is spliced from 4 exons. Gene Ontology annotation, molecular function: actin filament binding. NCBI's taxonomy places the organism in Eukaryota, Fungi, Basidiomycota, Mixiomycetes, Mixiales, Mixiaceae. Gene Ontology annotation, biological process: regulation of actin filament polymerization; Arp2/3 complex-mediated actin nucleation. The coding region runs from base 1 to 519 and encodes 172 amino acids. The record is from RefSeq and is a predicted model, not a curated record. Gene Ontology annotation, cellular component: cytoplasm; Arp2/3 protein complex; actin cytoskeleton.